Molecule: messenger RNA, 3033 nt
Organism: Plasmodium coatneyi
Lineage: Eukaryota; Apicomplexa; Aconoidasida; Haemosporida; Plasmodiidae
Product: Zinc finger protein
Exons: 5
Coding region: 1-3033 (1010 amino acids)
Biological process (GO): protein targeting to membrane; peptidyl-L-cysteine S-palmitoylation
Cellular component (GO): endoplasmic reticulum; Golgi apparatus
Molecular function (GO): protein-cysteine S-palmitoyltransferase activity
Source: RefSeq, a predicted model, not a curated record
AUGAAUAUAUUUAAAAGAAAUAAAACUUUGGAGAAAACGAAUUUUGACAAAAUAAAUAAUGUACAAAUAUAUGGAGAGAAUAAAAUACACUGCAAGGGGGGUUUCGUAUCUGGACCUGCCUUUUUAACGGUUAUCUCUUCCUUUCUUAUGAUAUUAGUCCCGGUUGCCAUUUUCCACGCCUUUACCUCAACAUGGUUCUUUGAAAAAGAUAUUUACUACGUCUCAUUUUUGAACCUCUUCUUUUUCACACUAACCAUUUAUACCUUCUUUAAAACGAGUUUUAUGGACCCUGGUAUAAUACCAAGACAGAAAUCCGUACUAAACAUUUACGAUGUGAUAAUCCAACAGUACCGGGAAACGCAACCGCCACGACAGAAGGAAGUUUUGAUAAAUGGAAACUUUUACAAGCUCAAGUAUUGCUACACAUGUAACAUAUAUAGAGGCAUAAGGACUGUGCACUGUUCCAUUUGUGACAACUGCGUGGAGAAAUUCGAUCACCACUGUCCAUGGGUGGGCAAUUGCAUCGGGACGAGGAACUACAAAUACUUCGUGUACUUCGUUUUUAACCUGUACAUCCUGAUAUGCAUAACUCUGGGCGCGAGUAUUUACAAACUGACCAUAUGUAUAAACAGCCUAUCAGACCAGGGAUACAACACGGAGAAAAUAUUUAUUCACAUAUGGCGUAUGGCCACAGAUAGCAUAAUUCUGAUCAUAUACACUAUCCUAACGUUGUGGUUUGUUAUAGGACUGUUGUGCUAUCACAUCUACACAAUUGUAACCAACCAAACAACGUAUGAACAAAUAAAGACCUUUUACCAAAACGAUAAUCCGUUUAAUAUUGGCGUCUUUAACAAUAUAAAGGAGAUACUUUUCACCAAAACGAGGCCGUCCUACAUCAAUUUUGUCAACCCCCAAUUACAAAUUGUGGAUGAAAAGUGCUCCCACAACGUAGUCGUACUGAACGAUGUAGCUAUCAACAUAGAGGAAGAACAAAAUAAUAAUGACUCACUCACUAGUGAAAACAAAAAUGAAGAAAAAGAAAAAAACUCCAUUGAAUCCAAAGUUAUAGAAUUCAAUUGGACCAAAAAAGGAAGAGAUUACCAUUCGAUCAAUAUUCACGGUAGCAAAGGUAGAAACAAAACUUACAGUGUAAAGAAAAAGAUAAAAAAAGAAAAAAGUUUAGAAGAAUAUGAUAUUACCAAAUUGAGCAACAUUUCCUACAAAGCAAUUGAAAAAAAUGCCAUCCAUUUGAAGUACGAUAAGAAUAAAAAUACAAGAAUGAGUAAAAUAAAAUUGUCAAAUGUUAGAAAGAAGAAUAGCUACUCCGAAGAAUUAAGUAACGAUUUUGAACAACUCAGUCAGUACACAGAAAAAAAGAUCAUAAAUUUGGAUAACACUGUGGGUUCUGUAUUCAUUAGGAACGAUUUGUCUUCAACAGGCAGCUCUAAUAACGACCUGUGCAGUGACAUAUGUAACGAGAGCAGGGCUAGCUACGUAGGAGACGAAAUGAAUGCAGACGAACUGUAUGAAUACCAGGAUGAUGAUAUAAUUCGCCUGAACAGGAAGAGAAUGAACAAUAAUAACAACUACAUUAUUGUUAUUAAGAAUUGGAAGAGGGGCAGCGAAUGCUAUAGGGGAGGUAUAAGCAAGGGUGGCCUAAUCAGAAGCGGCUUGAGUAAGGACUACCCGAGUAGAAGCAGUAUAGGGAAAAACGGCCUACGCAAAAAGGAUACGCACGAUGGUUAUUCCCUUUCCCCACUUGGCCAUUCCAAACAAAUCAGACGGAAACGAAUUAACCACGAAAUAAAAAUUAACUGCUUCAGCAACUUGACGCACGUGAGAAAAAAAUUAGAGUACCCAAUUCGGCAUAAGAGAAAAUUUCCAUUCAUCCGUAAGUUUAAAAACAAAAUGGAAACCUAUUACGUAGUCAGAUAUGCCAACAUAAAUAAGAAAGACUUUUCGACCUACUGUCAGCAGACAAUUGCGGGUCAAAAAAUGAAUAGCGCCAAACGGAUGAGCAAGAUGAAAAUGAUAAGGAAGAUAAAGAAGAUAAAAUACUUGCGGAAGUUAUUUUCUAGAAAGCGCAAGCACGACAAUAAUGGUCAUAAGAAUCGGGGCAAAAUAAAAAUGUUCAGCAUCGCAAAGAGUGCCAAUCCGCAGGAAGAAUUAUGCAAUUGCGACAGUGGCGGUGGUGUUGGCGAUGGCGAUGACGAUGGGGGUGGGAGGCAUGCCAAAAACGCACACGAUGUCUGCCUUGCCAACGAGACGGUUGUACUCAAAAAGAGGAAGAAGAAGAUGACGGCCCUGCAGAAGGAUGUCAUUAUCAGCAUAUAUAAUUAUAAGCCCAAGGAUAAGAGGGAGAGGUCCAAACAGUGGGAUGCAAGCCCUUCCAUGUUGGGAAAUAAGGAAACGCAUGAAAAGGAACCAACUGAUCAAUUGGACCAAGUGGGCCAACAUAAACGCAACAGCAGGGAGGAGGUUCCAGAUUUGUCCAUCCAAACACACCGCCAAAUGCACGGAGACGCCUCCACCAAAUACGCAGAAGAAAAACAAAAGAAGUUGGACCUGGAGCUGCCCGCAUAUUACCUCUCCGGAAUAGACAACGCUGAGCUGGAUAAUUUCAGCAAGAUAUGCGAAAUGAGGUACACCAAAAUGUACAAGUGGAAGUACAAGAAAAUGCAAAGGAGAAUACUGCGAAGGGAAAGAAUAAAAUUGCUAUCCAGGCCACAUAAAAACAUCCACUUGUAUUAUAACAACAAAAAUUAUUGCAUUGAUGAGUCUAAAGAUUGGCACCAAAAUAGUGAACUGUUGAGCGAAUACAUGGACGCUAAUCUUUACUUUACGAAAAUUAAAAAAAGCAAUAAAUUUGACAAUUUAAAAUUAUUGAAUUAUUUAAUUCACAAGCAUAAACAAGAUAAAGACCAAUCAGAUAAUAAGAAGAAAAGCAAGGCGUCCAAAUUUUUUUAUUUUUUUACAUCCUUUGCUCUAAUAAUUAAUUGUAUACACAUACCGGCUAGUAAUGAUAAUGACUGA